Molecule: messenger RNA, 2459 nt
Organism: Seriola dumerili (greater amberjack)
Lineage: Eukaryota; Metazoa; Chordata; Actinopteri; Carangiformes; Carangidae
Gene: mpnd
Product: MPN domain containing
Exons: 13
Coding region: 142-1512 (456 amino acids)
Biological process (GO): double-strand break repair
Cellular component (GO): BRCA1-A complex; BRISC complex
Molecular function (GO): polyubiquitin modification-dependent protein binding; metallopeptidase activity
Source: RefSeq, a predicted model, not a curated record
GAAUAAUAGCCGGAGCUAGUGUGGCGAAGUGUAUCUGUGAAAUCUGCCCGUAGCUCAGCCCCGCACAGCCUCAAGUGCCCUGAAAAGGAGCAGCUUUUGACCGAGUUGGAUUUAAAGGCGCUCUCCGACGCUUUCAGAGAUAUGGGCUCAGAGCCACCCAGCUCUCCACAGGUGGUGGAGGAUGGAGGAGAGGAGGAUGAGGAGGAGCUGAGCGGAGGAGAGGAAGCAGAUCUGCGGUCCAGCUCUGGCCGGGGCUCCCUGCUGACCCGGAGAGGCAUCACUCUGAGAGUUCUGCUGAAGGACGGUCUGGUGGAGCCAGGGGAUGGGGUGUUAGCCAUCCACUACCUGGGUAAGAACUUUGUUGGAGACCUGUUGAAUGAUGGGAAAAUCCGAUGGGUGGAGACGGGCCAGAUCUUCAACUCCCCCAGUGCCUGGGCGACACACUGCAAACGUCUGGUCAACCCAGCCAAGAAGUCUGGCUGUGGCUGGGCGUCUGUACGCUACCGGGGACAGAAACUGGUCCAGUACAAAACCACUUGGCUGCACAAGUACCAACCCAGCGCAGACAUGAGCCUGGUGAGUGAGGAGGACGAUGACGAGGAUGAAGAGGAGGGUAAGACCGCUGUGCAAGCAGAUGAGAAGAACAAGAACAACAAACCUGGAUUACAUGAUGUAAUGGUUUCACGAAGAACUGACAGAGAAAGAAUUCCUGUCAGAUAUUGCACCUUGGGCACCAGGGAUGCUGCCAGAGAUCCGCACACUCUCGUGGAGCUGUCAGCCUUCUCAGCCAUCAACAGAUUCCAGCCUUUCAACGUAGCCGUGUCCAGUAAUGUACUGCUGCUAAUGGACUUUCACUGUCACCUGACCACCAGUGAGGUGGUGGGAUACCUCGGAGGACGGUGGGAUACUAAUACACAAUUGCUGACCGUCUUAAGGGCUUUCCCCUGUCGGACCAGGCUGGCAGACCGAGACUCAGCUUCCGCUGUCGAGGAGGAGAUUUGUCAGAACCUGUUCAUGCGCGGCCUGUCGUUGGUGGGCUGGUACCACAGUCACCCACGAGGUCCAGCUCUUCCGUCGCUGCAGGACAUCGACUCCCAGAUGGACCACCAGCUGAGGCUGCAGGGUUCAAACAACGGCUUCCAGCCCUGUCUGGGCAUCAUCUGCGGACCAUAUUACCACGGCAAUCAAGGUGUGGCCUCUACAAUAACUCCAUUCUGGGUGGUACCGCCACCUGAGGUAAAGCAACGGCCUAAUGACUACGGUAUCCCAGUGGCUGUAGAGGUCACUUACGUACAGGACAACUUCCUCACCAGUGAUGUCCUUAAUGAGAUGAUGCUGCUGGUCGACUACUACAGGGCAGCUCCCGACCUCGUCCAGUUCAGCCAGUACUGGUGCCCCGACACAACCAUGAUGGACAAGAUCAAGGGCUCUCUGAGUUGCCAUGCUCCCAAAGAUCAGGCCUACUCUCAGAUCUUGGAGCAUGUCUACAGUCAGCUGAGCAACAUGCAGUGAGUGGAUGUGCUCUGCACGUGUGCAUGUGGCUGCUGUCCAUCUCAAGUCGUUCCAUUUCGAAUACGUUUUGUGCAGAGCUGACGGGCUCUGGUGUGACGUGCGUACAAUGUACAAAAACCUGCUUGAAAAACAUGUAGAUGCCUUGAAUUCUCUCACUCUUAAUUUAAUACAGCAUUAUCAUGAGUUCAGACACACUUCAAUGACUUUGAAGGUGAAGGUGCUAAAUCUGUGAUGCUAGUCACAACAGGAGCUUGUAUUUACCAUUGAUAAAAAACAAAGAAAUAUACAGUGUGAAACUAAUUAGUGUUAAAAACCAAUGUUUUACUAAAAUUAAAUAUUGUUUUAAGGACACUAAAUGGAACUGUUUCAUAUCCAGAUAAGCACUGGCCUCUUACCUUUUACAAAUGGACCUAUGUGCCUAUCUGUGCCAGUAUCCUGCCGUAUGAGCAGAUAUUGCCAGAUAUGUACAAUGUAAACUUGUUGUAAUUGCCUUCAUAGACUAAACCAGGAACAGUGAUUGGAAAACAAAAUGUAAGAAAAAAGUAGUGCUAAAUAUCUUUAGCAUACAACGUGAGCAAAGUAGGAAAAGCAUCUUGGGUUGACCUAAACAAUACUCUGCAAUAGGUUUUGUGAAUGUUUGUGUUCCUUAAGUCAAAUUGAAAGGUUGCAGUGUGGUGCAAGUAAAUCCAUUUUGCCAAAUGUUUUUUUUUAAUUUUUUUUAUGAACCUGUGUGUCUGUGAGUUGUGUUGUGAAUGUGCCCCUCUACUGUCUCCCUAUCAGGUUACAUGAGACAAGAGUCCUGUUGUUAGGACACCUAUUUGCUUCCUCUUUACCUGUACUGUAUUUACAACUAACUGUGGAUUGUGUGAUGUACAUGUAUGAAGAUGUAUGCCUUAAGCCUGCUGAUUGAUGAUCCACAAAGCAUUAAAAUACACACACUGGAACUA